UUCAACUGGACAAACAGAAAACACGGCGGCAGAGAAAGAGGAGGAAGCACCUCCUGAUCCCGGCGAAGUCAUCAAGGUGUUCGAGGACGCCAAGGGCAACCUAGACAUCCUGGUGGAUGUGGUCACCAACCUGGAGAGGUCCUUCCUGGAGGCAAAGCCCUUCAGCGCGGGAAGGCGCCCCGGUGUCCGGCGCGAGGACGCGGUGGCCAACAGUCUGCAGUCGCGCGUGGCGGCCACCGCGGGCAGCCUGGGCAGGGUGGCGGCCAGGCUGGCGGCGGGGGCGGAGAGGCUGCAGGCCCAUGUGGACCGGGAGGACCGGUUCUACUGCCAGCUGCGGCAGCUGCAGAUGUUCUGGAAGAUUCACCUCAAUCCCCGUGUCAUCGACUGCCCCUUCAUGGUCGACCUGUCGCUACCCGAACCCGCCGCCAUGGCACCUGCGGCAGCAGCAGCUGCAGGCGCUGCGGGGGGUGCAGGCGCGGGCGCCGCAGACGGCGGCGGGGCAGGCGGUGGCGCCGCCGGCUCCUCCUCCGCCGCCGCCUCCGCCGCGGCUGCCACCGCCAGCCAGCUGGCUGCGGGGCAGUCGCUGACGGGCAACACGUACGAGCUGGGCGGGGGGUCGCUGCUGGUGCCGCUGAUGAAGGAUAAGGGGGGUGCGCUGAGGGUGCAGCUCGAGCUCCCCGCGGAGAGGCCCGAUGUGAACGACACCACCCGAGUAGGCAACACGCGCCUCAAUGCGAAAGGCGCCCGCACGCAGCUGGUGGGGGGCUCCCGGCGGGUGCACGCGCUGCUGCUGCAGCUGCAGCGCCGCCAGCUGUGGCGCCUGGUGGCGGGGGGACUGGAGCGGGACGCGGCGGGGCUGGGGCUGGCGGGGCCUGGGACGGGGGGAGGCGGCGGCAGCGGAGGAGGCGGAGGCGGGGGAGGCCACCCGGUGCAUGUCAGCCUGGCGAGACUGGCCUCCCAGAACGUCCUGCGCACCCCCGACCCCUCCCUGGCCGCCUUGCGCCCCCUCAUGCUGGAACACCUGCUCACUUGCCGCCUGCCGCCGCCCUACAAGCCGCCGCCCCCGCCCCCGCCGCGCCCCGGCUGCGGCCCGCGUCUGCUGCCCCCCGGCGGGCUGGCGGGGCUGCCGCUGCUGCCCGACCUGGCGGCGCUGCUGAACCAGCUGGUGUUCAGGGACCACCAGCGCUACCACCUAGACCUGGAGGCCCACUCCCUGCCGUACGUCACCCUCCGCUGGCGGCCCUGCAGCAGCUCCCUGCUGACGUCAGCCAUGGAGAUCCGACUGGGGGGCGGGCGGCACCGGGUGCUGGUGCUCAUCCGCGACGGGCGCACGGACGUGGAGGGGGUGGUGCAGCCCACGGGCGCGGCGGCGGGCAGCGGCGCGGGCGGCAGUCGCUGGGUGCGGGACUGUCACAUGGG
Molecule: messenger RNA, 1419 nt
Organism: Astrephomene gubernaculifera
Lineage: Eukaryota; Viridiplantae; Chlorophyta; Chlorophyceae; Chlamydomonadales; Astrephomenaceae
Source: the annotation of a GenBank genome assembly